UUAAUCGUGGGACUUUCCGGUCCUUUGGUUUCAUUUUGUCUGUUGGCUGCUUGACGCAGAUAACCUCUAAAAUUAAAUUCGGCCUUGAGCGUCGCAACGGCCUUUGUUUUUCGUGUUGUCACCAAAAAUUAUCAGAAAUGGCAGGAAGAGUUGCAGAAAUCAAAGAAGAGCUCAACAAAUCGCUCCACGACAAAUCAAAACCGUGGUCUUCCCUUCUGGCCACAGUCGAGGCGAAAACCGGCGUGGACAGACUGUACAUCUUCAUAGGUUCCAUUGCUAUUAUUGGCCUGUGGCUCGUUUUCGGAUAUGCCGCACAACUCGUUUGCAAUACCGUUGGGUUCGUGUACCCAGCGUAUGUCUCAAUUCGUGCCAUUGAGUCCAAACAGAAAGACGACGACACCAAGUGGCUGACCUAUUGGGUAGUUUUUGCCAUUUUUUCCAUCCUCGAAUUCUUUUCCGAUCUUAUUGUUGGCUGGUUCCCACUUUAUUGGCUCAUGAAGUGCGUAUUCUUCGUGUGGCUCAUGAUUCCCACUGAACUCAACGGUUCAUUAAUUCUGUACAAGAAAAUUGUGCGUCCGUACUUUUUGAAACACCACAACAGUGUUGAUGAGGUGUUAGCCAAGGCUAAAGAUUCAGCUAAUAAACUUUUGGAAAAAACAGAAUAAGAGGAGCACUCUUCCGUGUUUAGAACAUUUAUCCUAAAAUACUUUAUUCAUAUGUCAAGUGACUUUCGGGAAUGUUUUAUUUGCGUUUGAGAUUAUUAUACUAGUAUUAUAUUUAAAAUUAUUUUAGUGCCUUUUGGGACGGUUUUUUUGUUUGAAAAUUGAUAAAUGUUACACACUAUUUUUGUAUCACACAGUUUUACGAUCUCAUGUUGAACACAGGAUUAUUACAAGGCUCAAAUGUACUGUGCUUUAAAUUGUUUUGUCCAGUUAGCUGCUAUAAUAAAAAAAUUAAAUCGUG
This is a messenger RNA of Tribolium castaneum (red flour beetle), 963 nucleotides long. It is a transcript of the gene ReepB, whose product is annotated as Receptor expression enhancing protein B. Bases 138 to 665 code for a protein of 175 amino acids. Lineage: Eukaryota; Metazoa; Arthropoda; Insecta; Coleoptera; Tenebrionidae. The record is from RefSeq and is a predicted model, not a curated record. The transcript is spliced from 4 exons.